Molecule: messenger RNA, 2946 nt
Organism: Glycine soja
Lineage: Eukaryota; Viridiplantae; Streptophyta; Magnoliopsida; Fabales; Fabaceae
Exons: 2
Coding region: 1-2946 (981 amino acids)
Source: RefSeq, a predicted model, not a curated record
AUGGAUCGAAGUUGGAUGAACGCAUCACGUAUAACUGAAGAGUACGAGAAUGGUGUUGAAGAGUUUUUGCUGUUUGCUCAAAGUAAAGCGCAACCUAUGUGGGGAAAAUUUUUUUGUCCAUGUGUGAAGUGUGGAAAUGGGAGGCGCCAAACAAUUGAUGACAUAAGAACUCAUCUUAUUUGUGAGGGAAUAAUUCGUAGCUACACAAAGUGGAUAUGGCAUGGGGAAUCCCUCGAUACAGCUGACAUGUCACAGGCUGACGAUGUUACUACAGACAGCGGAAAUCCUAUAGAAGAAAUGAUUCGCGAUCUUGGGCAAGAGGGGUUUGAAGAGGCACAUGCAGCGUUGUAUGACAACAUAGAAGUUGAUUCAAAAAUGCCUUUGUAUUCCGGCUGCAUAUCUUUCACAAAAUUGUCAGCUGUGUUAGCUCUGGUUAACUUGAAGGCUCGAUUUGGGUGGAGUGACAAGAGUUUUAGUGAGUUGCUGAUGUUGUUGACAAACAUGCUUCCUGCUGAUAACGUCUUGCCAAAGAAUCACUACCAAGCAAAGAAGAUUUUAUGUCCAGUUGGGAUGCAGUACGAAAAAAUUCAUGCAUGUUGUAAUGACUGCAUUUUGUACAAAGAUGAUUUUGCUGAACUAGAUUACUGCCCUGUGUGUGGGGUUUCUCGGUACAGACCGACCAACGGAGAUUCUACUGUACUAGUCUCAGACGCGGACCGCCGUCCAGCAAAGGUGUGCUGGUAUCUCCCAAUAAUACCAAGGUUUAAGCGGUUGUUUGCUAAUGGGGAAGAUGCAAAGAACCUUAUAUGGCAUGCAAAUACCAGAAAAUCAGAUGGAUUGAUGCGACAUCCUGCAGAUAGCCCGCAAUGGAAGGAAAUUGAUCGUCUGUAUCCUGAAUUUGGGGUCGAGCCUAGAAAUUUAAGGCUUGGUCUUGCAACGGACGGAAUGAACCCAUUUGGAACCUUAACUACUAACCAUAGCUCGUGGCCCGUUUUGCUGUUCAUUUAUAAUCUCCCUCCGUGGUUGUGCAUGAAGCGAAAGUAUGUUAUGCUGAGUAUGAUGAUAGCUGGUCCAAGACAACCAGCAUGUUUCAAGUUGCGUGCAAUGGUUUUUUGUACCAUCAAUGACUUUCCAGCCUACGGAAAUUUAAGUGGAUAUAGUGUCAAAGGACAUCACGCAUGUCCUAUAUGUGAGCAGAAUACAAGUUUCCGCCAACUUAAACAUGGAAAGAAGACUGUGUAUACUAGGCAUCGAAGAUUUCUCAAACAGUAUCAUCCGUAUCGACGAUUGAAGAAGGCAUUCGAUGGAAGUCAAGAACAUGAAACCGCGCCAAAUCCAUUAACUGGCGAUGAAGUAUAUCAGCGGGUCAAGGAUGUCGUAAAUAUGUUCGGCAAGUCCCAAAAAAAACCAUCAUCCACUUCAAACAUGUGGAAAAAGAAGUCUAUUUUCUUUGAUCUUCCGUACUGGUCCGAUCAUCAUGUUAGGCAUUGUAUAGACGUCAUGCAUGUCGAGAAAAAUGUUUGUGAUUCUUUAAUUGGGACCCUCCUAAACAUUAAAGGCAAGACAAAGGAUGGUUUCAAGUGUCGUCAAGACUUGGUUGACAUGGGUAUACGUCAGGUGUUGCAUCCUAUCUCAAAAGGUAACAGGACAUAUCUGCCCCCAGCCUGUUACACAAUGUCAACAGCUGAAAAGAGAAGUUUUUGUGAAUGCUUGCGUAAUAUCAAAGUCCCACAAGGCUACUCUUCAAACAUCAAGAGUCUUGUGUCUGUGAAUGAGCUUAAGUUGGUUGGCUUGAAAUCACAUGAUUGUCAUGUGUUAAUGCAACAACUUUUGCCUGUUGCAAUCCGCGGAACAUUGCCUGAGAAGGUCCGUGUUGCAAUCAGUCGCUUGUGUUUCAUUUUUAAUGCUAUAUGUGCCAAGGUCAUUGACCCUAAACAGUUGGAUGCUUUGGAAGAUGAGGUUGUCGUUGUCCUUUUUCAAAUGGAGAUGUUUUUCCCUCCUUCAUUUUUUGACAUUAUGGUACACUUAGUUGUUCAUCUGGUAAGGGAAAUAAGGUGUUGUGGUCCUACGUAUUUUAGAUGGAUGUAUCCAGUUGAGCGGUACAUGAAGGUCUUAAAGGGUUAUACGAAGAAUCGACAUCGACCAGAGGCCUCAAUAGUGGAAAGAUACGUUGCUGAAGAAUGCAUUGAGUUUGCCUCACAGUACAUUGACUCGUUGAAACCUGUCGGUGUUCCUGCAUCCCGGCAUGACCAGCCAAUAGCCGGCAAGGGUACUCGUGGAUACAAUGUUGUGACAAUGACUAGACAUGACGUGUCACAAGCACAUUUGUAUAUAUUAAACAACACAACAGACGUGUUUCUGUACAUAGUGGCUCACAAAAAACAUGUUAGAGAUAGUCACCCCAAAAUGAACAUGAUGAGGGUAUUGCAAGAGCACAACAAAACUUUCAUAAAUUGGUUUAGACAAACAAUACUUGCUGAUAAAAGUGUUUCCAGACGACUGACAUUGUUAGCCAUUGGCCCAAAUUUGAAUGUCCCUACAUGGAAGGGGUAUGACAUUAACAAUUAUUCAUUCUACACAAAGUCCCAAGAUGAUAAAAGUUCGGUACAAAACAGUGGGGUCUAUGUUGAUGCUGAUUCGGAGCACUUUUCCAGUACAUCGGAUAACAACCCCAUUCAAGCAUCCAUGUCUUACUUUGGUGUCAUUCAAGAAAUUUGGGAGGUUGAUUAUACAUCAUUUAGAGUGCCUGUUUUUAAGUGUCAGUGGGUGAACGGGACAACGGGUGUGUUUCAAGAUCCAUUGGGAUUUACUUUGGUAGACCUUAGUAAGGUGGCAUAUAUAGACGAACCUUUCAUUAUGGCAGACAAGCCAGACAAGUUUUCUAUGUACAAGAUCCAUGUAAUUCAAGUUUGUCUGUGGCUCUGCAAGGAAGACCAAGUGGAAUGA